CCUUUAAACCUUACACAUCAAAUACAUAAAUAAUUUAAAGAAUACUUCUAAAAGAUGGCAAAUAUUGGAGGAACAGUAUCGGCUAAUCCCAAUGGAGGUCAUGACAUUAAUGUACAGGCAGUAAAAAGUUUUGGCGAUGAAAAGGCCAAUGUAGCUGCGGGGGUAUUUGCAGCAGGCAAUGACAGUAAAGGACCUGUAACCACAGGAGCAUUUGGUGCCGUGAAUGCCAAUGGCCAUGGCCUUUCCGUACAACAUUCAAACACCCCUGGUGUCAGCAGUAAUUUAUCCGAAAACUUGCGUUUGAAUGCUUUUAAAAGUGAUCACAAUUCAGUAGAUGUCAAUGCUUUCCAUGGCAGAACACAAUUACAAAAUGGUUUGAAAUUUGAUAAUGUAGGCGCUAAUACCAGCUGGAAUAGUGCUCAAGGUCAUAGUGCUUCGUUGGGUGUCAAUCAUAUUCCCAAAUUUAAUAUGACCACUGUAAAUGCUAACGCCAAUGCCAACCUAUGGACUUCAUCCAAUCAAGCUUCAUCUUUGAAUUUGAAUGCAAAUGCUUCAAAACAUGUUUCAGGGCCAUUUAGAGGUAAAAGUGAUUUUGGUGCCGGUUUGGGUUUUACCCAUAAAUUUUAGUUGUUUUAUUAUUGUUUUAUUAUGUUAAAUAAAUAAAAAUAGUUUUUAAUAAAUAUAA
Calliphora vicina (urban bluebottle blowfly) is the source of this 685-nucleotide messenger RNA. Its product is annotated as attacin-A-like. Gene Ontology annotation, biological process: defense response to bacterium. The transcript has 2 exons. NCBI's taxonomy places the organism in Eukaryota, Metazoa, Arthropoda, Insecta, Diptera, Calliphoridae. Bases 55 to 627 code for a protein of 190 amino acids. Gene Ontology annotation, cellular component: extracellular region. The record is from RefSeq and is a predicted model, not a curated record.